This is a messenger RNA of Gossypium raimondii (Peruvian cotton), 1264 nucleotides long. Its product is annotated as serine hydroxymethyltransferase 7. The coding region runs from base 349 to 720 and encodes 123 amino acids. Gene Ontology annotation, cellular component: cytoplasm. Gene Ontology annotation, molecular function: serine binding; glycine hydroxymethyltransferase activity; cobalt ion binding. The transcript is spliced from 4 exons. Gene Ontology annotation, biological process: L-serine catabolic process; folic acid metabolic process; tetrahydrofolate interconversion. Lineage: Eukaryota; Viridiplantae; Streptophyta; Magnoliopsida; Malvales; Malvaceae. The record is from RefSeq and is a predicted model, not a curated record.
UAUUACCAUUACGUCCCAAAUCUGUUCCUUCCCUAAUACACCCGGUCCCGUAAUAGCUAUUCCCCCCAUCCAGCGCCAAUUAGAGAAUCCUUACCCAUUUUUUAUUUUCGUUUCCUUUUUCUGCCCUCAUAGAUUUCUGCUUCUUCUUCCAUCGGCAUUGUAGAUCUAUCCUCAUUUCUUCUGCUUUCAUAACAAAUCCUCAACAUUGUCUUCAUCGGAGGCCGAUUUCAGCUUUUGUUCCAUGGAUUUGUUAUCUCAAUCGGCUGACACUUCAUCAACGCUCUCUUUAGGGUUAGUUUCAUCUUCGCCGCAGUCUAUACUGGGUUACUAUUGCCCGGAGAUAGGAUCAUGGGAUUGGAUACUCCAUCAGGAGGGAAUACCAGUCAUGGGUAUUAUACCCCACAUGGUAGAAAAGUAUCUUCUGCUUCAAUUUUCUUUGAGAGUUUGCCAUAUAAAGUGAAUCCACAAACUGGGUAUAUAGAUUAUGAGAAGUUGGAAGAGAGGGCGCUUGAUUUUAGGCCUAAGAUAUUGAUUUGUGGUGGUAGUUCGUAUUCGAGGGAAUGGGAUUACGGAAGGUUUCGACAGAUUGCGGAUAAGUGUGGUGCUGUUUUGCUUUGUGAUAUGGCUCAAAUCAGUGGACUUAUUGCUGCUAAGGCUGCUGAAUUGGAAGAUUUCUCACCGACUUCAAUCAUUUCAACUGAUGCUGGACAAGAGAGCUGAAAACCCGAAUCAAGAAGUACUUUGAAGGGGAUGAAGAGGCACUCCCUUCAGUUCUUGAGGCCAUUUUGCGGAGAAAGUUAGCUAGGAAGCAUGAGGAGACCGAUGAUGAAUUGAUGGAUGAAUUGGAGGUGCAACCACGAGACGAUGUGGAUGAUGAAGAGUUCGAGUCAGAUUUUGAUAAUUUGUACUUGACUGAUGAAGAGAUACUUGCAAUGUUUUUGAUGAAAUAAAGUGUGGAUAGAAAACCUGUCAAUACUUGCAAUGUUUGUCCAUAAUGUUUGUAAAUGAGAAAUGACCCUAGUCUACAUCAUUUCUCAAAGCCUGCGAUUGCAUGUAAAUGUCACUAGAAAGCUGUUGCUAAGGCUUAAGAAUCUGUUUUAUGAGUCAGUGUUGGUUGUUUCAAGUUCACUUUAAUGUCACUCUGUUUACUGCUUUAUAGUUUAACUUUUGUAUGGUAAGUGAUUUGUAUAGUAGUUGUUUCUCUUGAAUAUGCAUGCAGAACUUAUGUAUUAGAAGUUACAAACACAGAUUUGCUGCUUGAUAA